AGCUCUUAAAUUCCAUCAUAAUGUUAAAAUGGUCUUUGAGUCAGUAAAAUCUGCAGAAGCCCAGAUUUAGGGGCAAGAAAGGGACGCAGAGAGAGGGAAGCAAAACUGACUUUGGACAUAAGGGUGAAGAAAACAGCUGAAGUGACAGAAGUUACAUUAUUAGUGGCAUAUGUCUGGAGUCCAGAAAAGCUGAAAACGAGAGGAAACAGUCGCUCCGUCAACCCAGGAGGGGACGAACGGCUAAAAGGAGGCAAGGACAAGGAAAAAACUAUCCCAAAACAGCGCCAGCAGCCUCAAUAAUUGCCUGAAUGCCAGUGGGAUUGCUUUCAUUCAAUCAGAGCAUUCUCUCUCGCUGUACGCUGAAGGUGGAGAUGGGGUUUUGGGAGCUGGGAGGUUGGGCAGAACGGCGCGGCGUGGGCGUGCGGGAGAUCCGGUAGUGCCCUCCCUCCCUCUCCCCCUCUCUGGGUAACGUACGGCUCCGAGGGCGAUCGAGCCCCGGCAGCUGCUGAAUCUCUGGCAUCAGUGUGAGCAGCCGAGAGUGAGAAAAACUGUGUGUGUGUGUGUGAGAACAGAGUGAGGCGGCGAUAAGGAGGUAGAUGGACCACAGAGCCGACUUGUCACAAGUGACUGUUGUAUCUGACGGAGGAACCGGUGCCGCGCUCCCAUCCUCGCGCUCCUCCAACAACAACAACACUGUUCUUCAGCACCUUUGGCAGCAGCAGCGAGUCGCGUGACCCCGCUCCAGGCCAACCGGCUUCACCUGUACAUGGAGACCCCCAGCUGGGCAGGAAACACGUUGUGUAAGUCAGGAAGCAUUGCCGUCUUCGGGAACGUGGUGUACAGCGGACUGCUGAACGAUCACCUCUGGCAUUUGGGAGUGCCCCUCUUUACGAGACUGGGUAACCAAGAGGCCACCAACCCUCCUGAAGCGAUGGCCCAGCCCUACACCCCCGCCCAGUACCCGCCUCCCCCACAGAAUGGCAUCCCUGCAGAGUUUGCGGCGCCGCACCCGCUCCCGACGCAGGACUACACCGGGCAGAGCCGGGUGCCCGAGCACGCCAUGACCCUGUACACGCCCACACAGACGCACAGCGAGCCGGCCGGCACUGACAACAGCACGCCCGCCAUCACCGCCACCACGACCGCACCGGUCAGUGCCCUUCAUCACCUGCAAACACUGUUCUCAACACGCUGUCAGCAAACAGAUGACGUGACGCAAACAGAGGGUUCUCAGCAGCUCCAGCUCCAGCACUCAGACUCUUCAGAGAAGCAGCAGCCAAAAAGGUUACAUGUCUCCAACAUUCCCUUCCGCUUCCGGGACCCAGAUUUGAGGCAAAUGUUCGGGCAAUUUGGAAAGAUUUUAGAUGUGGAGAUUAUCUUUAAUGAGCGAGGAUCCAAGGGCUUUGGGUUUGUAACUUUUGAAACAAGCACAGACGCCGAUCGUGCACGAGAGAAACUAAACGGUACAAUCGUAGAGGGACGCAAAAUCGAGGUGAACAAUGCAACCGCACGAGUGAUGACAAACAAAAAGGUGGCCAACCCUUACACAAACGGCUGGAAGCUGAACCCGGUAGUAGGAGCCGUGUACGGUCCUGAACUGUAUGCUGUAACAGGGUUUCCCUACCCUGCCACAGGCGCUACGGUGGCCUACAGGGGUGCCCACUUGCGGGGACGGGGACGAGCCGUGUACAACACGUUCCGCACAGCCCCGCCUCCGCCUCCCAUCCCUGCUUACGGAGCGGUGGUGUACCAAGAUGGCUUCUACGGCGCAGAGAUCUAUGGCGGCUAUGCAGCAUACAGAUUUGCCCAACCCACCACCACCGCUGCUUACAGUGACAGCUAUGGCAGAGUCUAUGCAACAGCAGACCCCUACCACCACACGAUUGGCCCUGCUGCCACAUACAGUGUGGGGACCAUGGCUAGCCUAUACAGAGGAGGGUACAGUCGCUUCACCCCCUACUAAAAGAAAGAAAAAAAGCGAGAAAAGACAGAGAGACAUUACCCCAAACAAAAAAACAAACUAUCUUUAGAAGGAAAAAAAAAAGUCAAACACGUAACAAGCGAACAGCCGGUCCUUGGUGGAGAGCUAAAUCAAACAAAAAGCUUCCAGGUCCACAUGCUGAGCCCCUCCCCUGACACCCUCUACAACAACCUCUUUGAUGUCAUCAUUGGUCUGCUCUUGUUUUGUAUUCAUUUUGUGCUUCUGGUUUUCUUUUGGAAACUUUUAUGCACAUGUGCAUUAUCUUGAUUGCUGUAUAUGGGUGCUGUGUCACCAUAACCAAUGUGAGCCUACUGCAGCACGCAUGGUGCAUGCUCAGAGGUGUGUGUAUGCAGCCGCUGUCAUCUGACUGAGAAUACACCGGGUUGUUUCUGUCUCACACACAACAAGCAGAAAUCAGGUCAACGCUCCCGAUUCAAUCCACUUCUUAACAGAAAUGAAGCUAACUGAACCGAACCUGGUGAUUCUUAGCUCAAAGACAGCGCUGCUCUGACUGCUUUGGUUUUUUUGUUCCUUUUUUAACCUUAGAGUGUCCUACUGUUGUGCACUUGCAGUGGAGCCUUACAAGCUGUACAAUGUGGUAUGACAGCAUGCAGAGUUAAGGGUCAUGAAGGUCAGAUUUCUGCUUUGGGACUCACAGCGCUCACAUGGUGGCCCUGUCUGCUGCAAAUCGCCGUACAUGCAGCUAUUCUGCAGCAGCGAGUGUUUUAGGGGAGUAACGCUGGCGUGUUGCGUUCAGGGACAGCAUGGAAAACAAAGAAGGAGCAUCAGCGUUGCCCGGCGGCAGCGUGGAUUCCCGUCUCGGCUAAUGCUCGUUGGUUUUUCUAAUACUUCGUGGAAGCGAUCGGUGUUGAAACCAAACCAAAUGAAGCGUGUACUUUGUGUUGUUUUUUCCUUUCGUUUGGUAAACGUCUCCUAAACACUCGUACCAGAAGAGAUGGAGUUCUCCUGAACUUAACGCAGCGAAGCAUGCAGGAGCAGAAUUUCUGUUUUAUUAAAUAAAACCCAUGAAAAAUCAGUAGAGACUGUAGCCUGUAAAUAAGAUUUAUUACACGACUGUUGUAAUGGAUUACUGUAGAGAAAUUAGAUUAGCGGAUCGACACAAGUUGCUUCAAGAACUUUGCUUGCUGCUGUUAUUGCACAUUGAGCUUCUCUGGUUUUUUGAUUUUCAUUAGAGCGAAACCGGCACUUUGAAGACGUCGCCUUUGACUCUGGAGAAUCAAGAUAAGAAUCCUCCGCUGUUUCUCCUCCCCUCGGCGGCUGAAUGAGCCAACUGGUUGGUGGCGUUAGCGUUGCAGUUUGCAGGCAGUUCCUCCCCUUAAACCGCCGUCUGAGAGCAAAUUAGCUGCAUGGGGCUGAGUUUGCAGCAGACUUGGCCACAUAUCCUCACUAUUAACAUCAAGUCGCACACGCACAGUAAAGACACGGCGCAGAGGAGGGGCGAACCCUCCGCCAGUCACUGGGAUGUUUUCUUUAAGCAUUGCACAAAAUGUUUUACCUCAGGAUAAGCUAACUAAAGUUCACAAACUAAGAUCCAGAGCUGCUCACUCCUCAGCAUUCAGGACAAUUGUUUUCUUCCGCAACCAGCACGCUCCACCUCUACGGAGCCCAGAUGUUCUUAUUAUUUUCUGUUAGAGACCCCAGGAGAGAACGAUAAAAUAAGACUGUACUGUUCUGAGCUACAGCUUCUGUAAUAUAUAGAUAGACAUUUACUGUAUAAGACAUUUUACACAGGAAGAUAUAACCCAAAAGCACCCAGGCGUUAGGAGACGUAGCGCUAGUCCACAUCCAGUCAUUGGCUUCUACUUGUGCUACGUGAUUUAAAGGAAAUCUCUGUGUAGCUACUGUUAGCUGGUUUCAGUGCAGCUAUGGGAAAAAUCAAAGCUAUUGCCAAUAAUAUUUACUUUACAUGUACUCACACAAGUGUUUGUGAUCUCAAAAAAAUGUCUGUUGCACUUUGUUUUGUUUUUCUUAUUUCUUUCUGAGAUGUAACAUAUUUAUGAAAUCUCUCAUAUACAGCUAGUCAUGUUUAGUCAAACUGUUAAAAUGACAAAGUAAUGUUGUAUAUCAGAAAAAAAAGAAAAUUAGCUCAUUAUCUCCUGAGUCAAAGAAGAUCUUUAUGUGGAUAUAAAAGAGAGAAAAAAAACAUUGUUCUUCCUUUUCUAUGCUAGUGUGAAUGCCCCCCGCCAUUCAGGGGUUUUAUAAGGAGCAAAACAAACUUUGAGAAUUAUUUUUAGCAAACAGGAGAGUUUCAUGAGUGGGUGUUCAGUUAGUGGCCACCAUUAGCGAGCUAGCCUGGAAUGAAGCCGACCUUUUUUCUGUUUUUCUGAUCUGAAUGUGUGUGCCUACGAUGUGCUAUAUAGAUAUAAAAUAUAUAUGAAUAUGCAUCAGAAUGUUUGACUGUGAAGGAGGAAGGAAACAAACAGGAAGAGAGCGUGACUUCACUGAGUCCCUGGAAUAACAUCACCACGUCUCCAACAAAAUCAUUUUUACAUUUUCAUCAACUGGAGUUCAAAGGUCAACAUUUCUCUCUUCAUUUAGCAACAGUUUUCAGUAUAUAAUGUUAUUACAACUCCUACAUUUUCCUUACCAUCUCCUUCAUAAAUAAGAAAAAUGUAACUGUUUUUCAUAAUUAGCUCUUAGAUAAAAACCUUCUGUUGAUCAUUUUCUAAACUUUGACUGUUUAGAAAAUAUGAAAAGUUGCAAAAUCUUUGUAGUGAUUUUCUUAUCUGACAUUAGCUUUUUUAAGUAGCAUUUUCUCACAUAAAAUAAAAACGAUUUAUAAAGUAAGUGUUGUAUUUCUAGACGUAAAGAAAUGUUUUCUGUAAAUAAAUAUUUGUAGAGUAUUUGGACCUUCUCAGCAGCCUCAAAUAAAAAAGUUUUCUGGUUUCACAAACAUUAAAUGAUCAUUUAAUCAGUUAAAUCAAAUUAAAUUUGGCUUGUUUCUCUCUGCCUGUCCAAACCUUUUGUCACAUGGACCAAAGUUGGGAUUACAGGGCCAAAAAAAAAAUAAACUAAGCAACCAAUAUGUUUAUAAAAUACAUAAAGUAGUCAGAUUUGUUGUUAGAAAUUAUUGUGUAAAAUAUUAAAGAUCCAAAACUUAUAAUGGGUUUUGCAAAUUUAACAAUUUCUAGGCAUCAAUUGCAAAAUAAAAAAGGUCCAAAUUUACUCACUUCUGGUCAAUAAAAUCAGUUUUCAAGUUUAGUAAAUUCAUUAAAAGCAGAUUUGGGUGCAGCUUUAAAAGUGAUGUGGAACUUGCAAGACAAAAUAAAAAGCCUGGUUAUUUAAAGACUAACAACUGGUGAUGUUGCCAAUAUUUUAAUUUGCAAGGAGAUUUUACUUGUGAUCAUUUUGCCCCAAUUAAAAAUAGAAAGUCAACCCUCCUUUAAGAUAAAAGCAUUAAUUAGAAUUAAAGAGAUUUAACUUUAUAAAGCUCCAUCUCUGUCUGAAUCCGGACCAAACAAAACGUUCUGAUUGCAGGAACAUGUCUCUGGUUGAUAUUUCCUCAUAGUUUGGUAACCAGGAAGUCUUCUGUACUGAUAGAUGGACAUGAAGGUUUAAAGCAAACCUUCACAGUGAAAGAGGAAAAAUGUCUGAGCUCAUUCAUCAGUCUGAUUACCGGAGCAGCUGCCAGGUUGAUGUAAAGUCAAAGAGCAUAAUUUACCAUCAAAGCAAACUCUGUGCAUCGUUUUCCAUCAAGCAUCCAGGAGCGAAUUUUGACUUUUAAUAUGAGAAGUACAACAUCAGUAUUAUUUGCAGUCAGUAUUAAAAUCAGAAUGAUGACUCAGGCUGAGUUGAAAUGACUCAGCUUUUCAUUCUGGCUCUGCAUACACAGUAAAUUUUCAUGGAAACUGUUGGAUUUGUUGCUCUGGUAAUUUCCAAAGGAGCUUAAUUAGUUUGGAGAUGUUUUCUUCUGUAAAUAGAUUACGGCUUUAAUAAUAGUUUCUCCCAAUGAUUUGUGGUUCAUACUGCUGAAAUGGACUUUUUAAUCCAUUACGGUCAUCAGAGUGUGGUGAUACACUAAUUCCCUUUUGGUAAUUACACUGAAUGUUAAGGCAUUAGCAUAUGCGAUGCAAUUAAGAGGAAAUGGAGAUGUGUUUGUGAAUGUGAGUUAUCCCCACAAACAUCUCGCUGCGAGGGAAACCUUCUCCUUUUUCCCUGAUGUGAUGUUAUUUCCGGGACGAGUGGGUCGAUGUCAGGAGCCGCUCCUAACAGUCUGCACGGGUUUGUCAACAGUUUACAGAAAAAGUUCAAAUUAGCUGUUUCGAUGUCAGCUUAUCAAGGCUUAAAUGUUAUAGAUAUAAUAUUAAUUAGCAUUCUAUAGUGUAAAGAUCUAAUGCAUUUUAUCAUGCUUACAGUAAGUCAAAUGUGAAUUUAUAGUACAAAGACUCUAACUUUUAGGUUUGUUUGCUUUUGUUGUACUUCAUAACCAGCUUAAUAUGCAACCAGUCCUCUAUUUGAUCCACCUGUUUACACUUAUUAAUAGUAGUACUGAGCUAUGUUUACAUAUGAGAAGAAAAUACUCUUUAUGCAUCGUUUAUAUUUACAAGUAUUCACUAAGCCCUGAUAAGCUGGCAGGUGAGUUUAUUAAUCCACCUAAAAAUAUUUGUACAAAAGAAAACCAAGCAAAAAAGUUGCAGCGCCUGUAAAUACAUUUAAAUGUAUAUACACACAAACUAUAUCAUGAUUCUCUGAGUAACUGUUUUAUAUGUAUUCCUAUAUGAAGUGGGGUUAUAUGUGUAUUUUCAACUUAGCUCAACCUGUUCUUGAACUCUAUGUAAUUUCUAUAAUGAGAAUAUAUUGUCUGAAAGGUGUAAAGUAAAUUUCUUUGAGAUUAAUUUCAUAGGUAAAAGGUUUACUAUAAUGAAACUUUUAGUUAUUCUUGAGAUCUUUCUGUUGUCAGUAUGUGACAUAUAAGUAACCACUGAUUGUUUUCUGAGUGUCAGAAUAAAGCAGUUAUAAGAACAUUA
Messenger RNA from Gambusia affinis (western mosquitofish), 6969 nucleotides. RefSeq names its product RNA binding fox-1 homolog 3a (gene rbfox3a). Gene Ontology annotation, molecular function: mRNA binding. Gene Ontology annotation, biological process: nervous system development; regulation of alternative mRNA splicing, via spliceosome. The record is from RefSeq and is a predicted model, not a curated record. Gene Ontology annotation, cellular component: cytoplasm; nucleus. The coding region runs from base 767 to 1963 and encodes 398 amino acids. NCBI's taxonomy places the organism in Eukaryota, Metazoa, Chordata, Actinopteri, Cyprinodontiformes, Poeciliidae. The transcript is spliced from 15 exons.